This is a messenger RNA of Talaromyces proteolyticus, 2133 nucleotides long. RefSeq names its product ubiquitin carboxyl-terminal hydrolase. Gene Ontology annotation, molecular function: cysteine-type deubiquitinase activity; proteasome binding; protein binding. The transcript has 3 exons. The coding region runs from base 102 to 1835 and encodes 577 amino acids. NCBI's taxonomy places the organism in Eukaryota, Fungi, Ascomycota, Eurotiomycetes, Eurotiales, Trichocomaceae. The record is from RefSeq and is a predicted model, not a curated record. Gene Ontology annotation, biological process: regulation of proteasomal protein catabolic process; proteasome-mediated ubiquitin-dependent protein catabolic process; protein deubiquitination.
GCCACCUUAAGGUGCUAAAGCAUUCCAUCCCUCCCCUAAUUAUUCUUCCUUCAGGACGCUGUUAAAAUCUAUACUUCCUGAAGCCUCUCAAGCCGCUUACCAUGGCUACAAUACCAGUCGUUGUCAAGCACCAAGGCAAGCGUUACGAUGUCGAGCUCGACCCAACGUCGAAUGGCGAAACAUUCAAGUUCCAGCUGUAUUCGCUCACCGGUGUUGAACCAGAGAGACAAAAGAUUCUAGUCAAGGGUGGCCAGCUGAAGGAUGACACUGAGCUCUCUACCCUCAAGGCAAAACCUGGACAGACCUUCAUGAUGAUGGGCACUCCUUCCGGAGCGGAGGGCUCAGCUGGAUUAGUGCGUCCAAAGGAAUCGGUCAAAUUUCUGGAAGACAUGACGGAGGCUGAAGCCGCACAAUCUGAGGGAGCCACACCUGCAGGGUUGCAAAAUCUUGGGAACACGUGCUAUCUCAAUUCAACCCUACAAACGCUUCGCAGUAUUCCGGAACUUCAGCAGGAACUCAUUAAAUACAACUCAACGGGCACUUCUGGUAGAUCAUCUGGCCUGGGUGACUUGAGCGCAUUUGGGCUUGGGGGUUUGGGGGCUUCUUCCGACCUGACAGCUUCCCUACGAGAUUUAUACAAACAAAUGUCUGAAACCCAAGAAGGAUUCCCGCCGCUUAUGUUCUUAAAUGCUCUUCGAAACGCAUUCCCACAAUUUGCCCAGAAGGCGAAGAACGGCCAGGGAUAUGCUCAACAGGAUGCGGAAGAAGCUUGGUCCCAGAUAUUGACUCAAAUCCGACAGAACCUGAAGACAAAAGAGGGGGGUAACGAAGUGUCUUUUGUUGAUAAAUUCAUGUCCGGGAGUUUUGAAUCUGUUCUCGAGUGUGAUGAGGCCGCUGCAAGAGAAGCUGGUGAACAGUCUGUCAACUCAUCUGAUGUUUUCCUAAAGCUAGAUUGCCAUAUUGAUAAGGAUAUCAACCAUUUGGGCGAUGGAAUCAAAGCCGGCCUCGAAGAGAAGAUAGAGAAACGCUCUUCUACCCUUGAUCGAGAUGCUAUCUACACUAAAAGGUCCCGCAUAGCUCGCCUGCCCAAGUAUUUGACAGUCCACUUUGUUCGAUUUUUUUGGAAACGGGAGACAAAGACUAAAGCCAAAAUUAUGCGCAAAGUUACUUUCCCUGCAGAACUUGAUGUCGUUGAGUUCUGUACCGAUGAGCUGAGGAAGCAGCUGAUUCCGGUGAGAGAUAAGGUGCGAGAGAUCCGGAAAGAUGAAGAAGAUGCCGAACGCGCCCGCAAGCGUCAAAAGCUUGCUCAUCGCCAAGAAGAGGAACGUAAGGCAGAUGCGGAAUCAGGACAAGCUGCAGAACCUUUACAGAAGAAAACAGAGGCUGAAACGGCCAACGAGAAGGAUAAUGACACUGCUAUGACGGAUGUUUUUAAGUCUGACGAGGAAUACGAAGCCGAGAGGCGAGCGGCUAUAUUGAAAGCUAAAAAGGAGCUUUUCGAGCUGAUUGAUCCAAGUCUCGCCACCGAUGAUGGAUCCAAUCAGUCGGGCCUGUAUGAGUUGCGAGGCGUCAUCACCCACCAAGGUGCUAGCGCUGAUAGUGGCCAUUACACUGCCUAUGUCAAAAAACAAGGACGAGUUGUGGACGAUGCAAACACGCCCGGCGGUAAGAGACGCGAAGAUGAUGGGAAAUGGUGGUGGUUCAAUGAUGACAAAGUUUCUGAGGUUGAUUCUGAGAAAAUCGAGACAUUGUCUGGUGGAGGCGAAUCUCACUCGGCCCUUAUUCUUCUCUAUCGAGCAAUUGAUCUCCCUAGCAAAGAUGAAGUGCAGUCCUAGUUACGGCUUGAGGACACGCCUUUAGAGCGCUUCGACUUUUCCCCUCAAAUAUCACACCCCCUUUCCCCUAGGAAAGGGUCUUAGGAGGCAGAGCAAUACAAUGGCACGAAUUAUUUGUCUAUGGAUAACGAGUUUCAAUGACGAAUCAUGUAUCGUAUAGAUGGAAAAAACUUUCCAAAUGAAAUUUAGUAAACAUGAUUAAUCGAUUGUAACAUGCAUUAUACCUCAAUAUAGCUCCCUACAAAAGUUUCUUUACGGUUGCUAAUGGUUUAAAGACCAGUGGCAGUCUCUAAUAUAU